Molecule: messenger RNA, 1713 nt
Organism: Ahaetulla prasina
Lineage: Eukaryota; Metazoa; Chordata; Lepidosauria; Squamata; Colubridae
Gene: KLHDC9
Product: kelch domain containing 9
Exons: 5
Coding region: 1-1506 (501 amino acids)
Molecular function (GO): cyclin binding
Source: RefSeq, a predicted model, not a curated record
AUGUCCACCUCGGGUGGAAGCCACUGGGAAUGGGAGCCGGUGGUCCGCAGCGACCUCUUGGCUCGGGGCUUCCAUUCCUGCAGCGUGGUGCAAGGAAAACUCCUGAUCUUUGGGGGGCUGAAGACACAGGACACUCAGCAGCCCCCCCUGGGAGACGUGGUGGCCUUUGACCCAGCCGUCCAGACGGUCCGCACGCUUGCUCCGGAACACGGCUACCGUCGCAGUCACCACGAGGCGGUGGUCCUGGGCGACCACUUGCUGUGUGUGGUGGGUGGGUGGGAUGGAUCCCGCAGGGUCUCCGAUGUCUGCAGUUUCGAUGCGGAGCAGAAGCAGUGGGAAGGCUGGGCAGCCAGGACAUCCGAGACCCCCGUGGGGCUGAGCAGCCAUACUUGCACCAAGCUGACGGAAAAUGAAUUGCUGGUGCCUUCAUCUGUCCUGUCUCAACUCUUGAAGAAAACCAGUAUGUCCACCUCGGGUGGAAGCCACUGGGAAUGGGAGCCGGUGGUCCGCAGCGACCUCUUGGCUCGGGGCUUCCAUUCCUGCAACGUGGUGCAAGGAAAACUCCUGAUCUUUGGGGGGCUGAAGACCCAGGACACACAGCAGCCCCCCCUGGGAGACGUGGUGGCCUUUGACCCAGCCGUCCAGACGGUCCGCACGCUUGCUCCGGAACACGGCUACCGUCGCAGUCACCACGAGGCGGUGGUCCUGGGCGACCACUUGCUGUGUGUGGUGGGUGGGUGGGAUGGAUCCCGCAGGGUCUCCGAUGUCUGCAGUUUCGAUGCGGAGCAGAAGCAGUGGGAAGGCUGGGCAGCCAGGACAUCCGAGACCCCCGUGGGGCUGAGCAGCCAUACUUGCACCAAGCUGACGGAAAAUGAAUUGCUGGUGGUGGGCCGGGAGGGUGGCCUGCGCACCCAGCGGCGUUAUGCCAGCAUCUUCACGUUGCACCUGCAGCCUAGCAGCAAGACCUACUGGUACAAAGAAGAGGAAUCGCGGACAGCCUCCCGAGCCGGACACACUGCUAUGCUGCUACAGGAUUAUGGCCCACUCGGAAAGAGCAGCGGCUACAAACUCUUGGUCUUUGGAGGACGCGAUUCUGCAGAUUGCGAUGUGGCCGGACAUUGGAGCAAAGGAAAGCUCCACGUAGAGUCCGCCCAAGCCCCGGAACUGACCGAGCAGCUCAUUCGCUUGGUGGGCACUGAAAAGGGGUCCCCGCAGGCCCCCAAAGGCCUAAGGCACCAUUCCUGCACGGUGGUUGGGCCCUUUGCGGUCAUCUUUGGGGGAGAGACCCUGGCAAGAGGCCGAGAUGCCAUCUGCAACGAUCUUUACAUCUACGAUGCCAGGGCGUCGCCAGCCAACUGGUUCCACUUUCCGUCUUCGACCCAUGCGCAAAAGAGAAGCGGCCACCGAACCUGCCUCUGGAACGACAUGCUAUAUCUGGUGGGUGGGUUUGGAGCCGAUGGGAAGACCCCUUGCCCAGAGAUCUGCAGCUUAAGGAUCUCGCCAUGAAACGGAGGAUUCUGCUUACCAGCUGGACCACCAAACGCUUUUUCCACCACUCCUGAAGGAUGUUUCUUUUUGGCUGUGGAGAGUUGGCCCGCUCAGAUGGGAGUAAACGCACCCGAGCAUGUCAGAAAUACGUCUCUUUGUGCACACAAAUAUCUGAUGUAAACCAAAAAUGCCAGCAAGAAGUCACCUCCUUAAAUUUGAGAUGUG